GUAAUUUCUAAGUAAACAAAUGCCAUCCGAGAACAAGCGAAAUGUAUUCAUAAGCCAUAAUCAGCACAGUUUGCAAAUUGGAACGCGUACGCGGCGCGUAUUUGAAAGCGGCCGAAUUGUUCCAGCGCCACAAUUUGCGUCCAGCGAGGGGUGCAUGUCGGGUUCCGGAUCGUAGGGUAUUGACUUGGCCAACAACAAAUAACUUGAUUAGUUGGCACCAAACAGUGCUGGCGAUCACAUCUCAAGCUGAAGACGGACAGCGGUCAUUAACACGCUUUAGGCCCAGAAGCACCAGCCGCAGUAGCAGCAGUGGUAGUAGAAGACAAUCAAUUCACGGAGAACUACAACAAGAACAGCAACAUUAACGAUGGGUCUGCGCUUUCAACAAUUAAAGAAACUGUGGCUCCUCUAUCUGUUCCUACUGUUCUUUGCAUUCUUCAUGUUUGCAAUUAGCAUUAACUUAUAUGUGGCAAGCAUACAAACCGCUGAUUCAGAGCUGCGUCAUCCGAAACCGCCGCCGAAACGUCGCUCCCUCUGGCCGCAUAAAAGUAUCGUGGCCCAUUAUAUUGGCAAGGGAGACAUCUUCGGCAACAUGACUGCAGACGAUUACAACAUCAACCAGUUCAAGCCUGUCCCUGGCGAGGGAGCCGACGGGCGACCCGUUGUUGUACCGCCCCGCGACCGCUUUCGUAUGCAGCGCUUCUUUCGCUUGAACAGCUUCAACCUGCUGGCCAGCGAUCGUAUUCCCCUCAAUCGCACUCUCAAGGACUAUCGUACCCCGGAAUGCCGCGACAAGAAGUAUGACAGUGGCUUGCCCAGCACUUCGGUGAUCAUUGUGUUCCAUAACGAGGCCUGGUCCGUCCUGCUUCGUACCAUAACCAGCGUCAUCAACCGCUCGCCCCGCCAUUUGCUCAAGGAAAUCAUUUUGGUUGACGAUGCCAGCGAGCGCUCUUAUCUGAAGCGUCAGCUGGAGAGCUAUAUACGGGUUCUGACGGUGCCCACUCGGAUCUACCGCAUGAAAAAGCGCAGCGGUUUGGUUCCCGCUCGCCUCCUGGGUGCCGAACAUGCCCGCGGAGAUGUACUAACCUUCUUGGAUGCCCACUGCGAAUGCUCGCGUGGCUGGCUGGAGCCCCUGUUGGCGCGCAUUAAGGAGGCACGCAAUGUGGUCAUCUGUCCAGUGAUCGACAUAAUAUCCGACGACAACUUCAGCUACACGAAGACGUUUGAGAACCAUUGGGGUGGCUUUAACUGGCAGCUGAGCUUCCGCUGGUUCUCUUCGGAGAGGAAACGCCAGACUACGGAAAUCACAGCCAAGGACUCCACGGCCCCCAUAGCUACUCCUGGCAUGGCUGGCGGUCUGUUCGCCAUAGAUCGCAACUACUUCUAUGAAAUGGGAUCAUACGACAGCAACAUGCGUGUUUGGGGCGGAGAAAAUGUCGAGAUGUCCUUCAGGAUCUGGCAAUGCGGCGGAAGGGUUGAGAUCAGCCCCUGCUCCCACGUGGGUCACGUAUUUCGCAGUAGUACGCCCUACACGUUUCCUGGCGGCAUGAGCGAAGUGCUCACAGACAAUUUGGCUAGGGCUGCCACCGUCUGGAUGGACGACUGGCAGUACUUCGUCAUGCUGUAUACUUCUGGACUAUCGCUGAGUGUCAAGGAUAAAGUUAACGUAACGGAACGCGUGGCUCUGCGGGAGAAGCUGCAGUGCAAGUCGUUUGCCUGGUACUUGGAGAACAUUUGGCCGGAACACUUCUUCCCAGCACCCGAUCGCUUCUUCGGCAAGAUAAUCUGGCUGGAUGGAGAGACGGAGUGCGCCCAGGCCUACAGCAAGCACAUGAAGAAUCUUCCGGGACGUGCCCUGUCACGGGAAUGGCAGCGUGCCUUCGAGGAGAUAGAAAGCAAGUCGGAGGAGUUUAUGUCUCUGAUCGAUCUAGAGCGGGACAAGUGUCUGCGUCCACUGAAGGAGGUUGCGCCGCGUUCCUCUCUACAACCCGUCACAGUGGGCGACUGCACGUCGCAUGCCCAGACCAUGGACAUGUUCGUGAUCACCCCCAAGGGACAGAUUAUGACCAAUGACAACAUCUGCCUGGCCUACCGCCCACCCAAACAGGGAGUGAUCAAGCUUCUUAAGAACCGCAAUGCCACUACCUCAAACGUGAUGCUGACUCAGUGCGCCGGUGAUGCCAGCCAGCUUUGGAAUUACGACAUGGAUACCCAGCAAAUCUCGCAUCGGGACACUAAGCUGUGCCUCACACUCAAGGCGGCUACAAAUGCACGACUUCAGAAGCAGGAGAAGGUGGUGCUCUGCAUGCAGUGCGACUUCAAGGAUAUCACACAGAAGUGGGGCUUCAUCCCACUGCCAUGGCGUUUAUAGGACGAGGAAUGGAAUGGAAGAGCUAGGAAUGCCAGGACAUGAUCCAAUUACCCUGCCAGCAACUCUUUUAACACAAUGUGAUAUUUAUUGAAAUUUUUGAACGGGGCGCCACUCGUUGUGUUCUUUAUUUAAACAUGAAACAAACCAACACAAAUUGCCGACAUAUUCAGAUUAACACCACCACCACCGGGGUGGUUCACCCGAACCACGAUACAGACCCACAGGAUUGUUUGUGAAACAUUUUAUGUAUCCAAAUACGCUCGAGAGUUUGUUUUUCUCUCGAGCCAUAUUGCGACGCGAUAGAACUUUAGAUCUACUCGUAUUCUAUGUCUAUGUCAUAUUUAUUAAGCAAGUUUUUAGACAAUUUUUAGCUGUACAGAAGUACGGAAGUACUUACUACCAUCGAACACUUGUAUAUGUCACUUGAAUAAACCCUCUGAUUGUAGAAAGUGUCGCUGCACUUUUUCCUUUA
This is a messenger RNA of Drosophila persimilis, 2843 nucleotides long. It is a transcript of the gene Pgant3, whose product is annotated as polypeptide N-acetylgalactosaminyltransferase 3. Lineage: Eukaryota; Metazoa; Arthropoda; Insecta; Diptera; Drosophilidae. The transcript is spliced from 6 exons. Gene Ontology annotation, cellular component: Golgi apparatus. The record is from RefSeq and is a predicted model, not a curated record. Bases 368 to 2371 code for a protein of 667 amino acids.